GACAUUGCAACGAUGUCCAGUGCAUCGCGUGAUAUAAAUGAUUUGUUCGACGAAAUAGUGCUUACCGAGGAGAAACACGCUCGUCUGGGCUAUUCUGAGGGCAUCAGUGACGGCCGUGCUCAGGGCAACCAGGAGGGCUACCAACUUGGCUACGCUCAAGGUGUGCAACUUGGCGAAGAAUUGGGAGCCAUUUACGGCCAAGUGGUGGCACAACAGCAGCUACCACACACGAAAAAAUUGCUGCGCACUUUGCAGCAGCUGCGCGAGCUCAUCGAACAGUUUCCGCGGAACAAUAACCCAGAGGCUGAUAUCAUUGGCGCUGUGGAGCAAAUACGCACAACGCAUCGGCGACUGUGCGCUUUGCUGGGCACCAAAAAGGUUGCUCUGCAGAAUCCCAUCACGCACGAGCACAAGGAUUUCAGUUUCUAGAGGCAACAACAU
Messenger RNA from Drosophila novamexicana, 441 nucleotides. RefSeq names its product protein LTO1 homolog. The coding region runs from base 13 to 429 and encodes 138 amino acids. The record is from RefSeq and is a predicted model, not a curated record. Lineage: Eukaryota; Metazoa; Arthropoda; Insecta; Diptera; Drosophilidae. The transcript has a single exon.